Messenger RNA from Diaporthe amygdali, 3492 nucleotides. RefSeq lists its product as uncharacterized. Lineage: Eukaryota; Fungi; Ascomycota; Sordariomycetes; Diaporthales; Diaporthaceae. Bases 1 to 3492 code for a protein of 1163 amino acids. The record is from RefSeq and is a predicted model, not a curated record. The transcript has a single exon.
AUGUUCGCCUCCGGAGAGGCGAUGGCGACGGCGCCCCUGAGCCAGGAGUCUCACCUGCUGUCCCCGGAGACCUCUGCUGCUGGCUCGGAUAAUGGCCAGCUGGAGGAUCUCAGAAGGGAGACUUUCUUUAGGCUUGACGAGACGGAGCUCAUUCCACCUGCGACUGAAGCAGCAGCAGCAGCAGCAGCAAAGAGGGCAGCACCCACUCCUUCGCAUCGCCAGCAAACGUCUCUAAAGACACCUUCCUCUCUCCCCAACCCCAGAAUCUGCAGCACGUCUGCAAGCAAGAGUCAGAGCACAUCGCUGCAAGCCUCACAGCCACCCAGCAAAAGCAAAUCCAAAACCGUCAAGAUGAAUUCAAAGGAAGCCCUGUCGGCCUCACGCCGCGCGGCACCGAUCAACGUCCAGAUCGUCCGCGUUUCCUCGCCUCCUCCGUCCUCCUCGUCAUUAUCAUCAGCGACCCACAUGGCCAACGGCCGCACCCUCCAAGACGGCCACGCCUUCACCAUGAACCUCCUGCCCAUGACCAAGAUCAAGGAGCUCUGCUUGCACGCGGCCGGCCACGCGCGGCGGCACUUCGACGCUGUGCUGGACGGAUCGCGUUUCGAGGCGCGUGACAAGGACGGAUAUGUCUUUCAAGGGCAUGAAACUAUGUCGGAGGAGAUUCUUAGUGGGGAGACUAUUUACCUGGUUGAGAACGGGUUGGAUGCGCGGGGUGCGGCGAAGGUGGUGCGAAGCGGUGGAAAACGCAAGACCAGCAGCAGCAGGGAGAGGGGCAGGCUGCUUUGUCUGAAAAGCUUGGAUCUUGAGGAGGAUGAGAUGAAAACCCCUUAUCGUACGCCCUCGGUUUCGUCCAGGGCAUCGUCUUCGCGGGGCGGGUCCAAGGAGGACAAGGCUGAGCCCAAGAUGACGCCUUCACAGAAGGCGCUGGCUAUUGCCCAGAGGGGACGGGCGCCCAGAGCCCAGGAGCCGAUUGUCGAGAAAAAGGUCUCUGCAACUUCUGCUGCGAGGAGGAGCUUGCCCUCACCAGGGGAGAUCGACGACUUGAAAGUCGCUGCCUCAACACCAAGCACCUCAGCCCCACCACAACUACCGCUUCAACCAACACAGCGACCAGUCCCACCCAUUCUCGAGGAUUCCCAAAUUGUCAUACCAGACUCACAGGAUCCAUUUUCUCAAGGGGUAUUCUCCCAGCAAUCAAUCGAAUCCCAUCAUCCCGAUCAUACAGACCUUGAGUCCAUGCCUAAGGCGUCUGACGCGUUCAAAGCGCGAUCGCGUUCUCCGCGCGUCAAGGCUCCUGUCCAGCCAAAACUCUCGAUAUCGAGGUCAGAUCCAUACGACAUCAGCAGCGUACUUUCUGAUGAGGACGAGCUUUCAGAUGAAAGAAACAACAUCGUCAACACCAGCACCAAGAUGUCGUCGUCGGUACGAAAAUUAGGCAGCUCGGCCACCAAGCAUCCAGCUGUCGCGCCGCCACCUGUGUCGCUUCCAUCGCCAAGUCGUCUGGCAUCAUGUUCGCAUGCCAACAAGGCAGCAGCCCCCGAUGCCAACAGCAAGCCGUCGACUCCGAGCAAGAAAGCUACACCUAUCAAAGCGGACCCGUCGUCGCCUGCGGGGCCGUUGCCGUCGUCGCCAACCAUGCGAAUCGCCGCUGCUCAGGGACGACAGCAUACCCUCGGAAAGACCAGGCAACCGCAGCUUCCCAGCCCUGGCCAACUUGUGAUCCAUGUCCCGUCUGAUUCUUCCGACGAGGCUGAUGCUUUGAUUGACGAGGUUUUUCGCGAACAGUCUAGCUCGGCUCCAGCGCCCUCUCUGCCAUGGUCUGCGCCUCCUCUGCGUGCAGCGCAGGAUGAACUGAAAGACGCUGAGAGACAUGCGCAAGGCCGCCGGGGCUCGGCGAGUAGUACGGCUGGAGAGGUCAAGUACGGGACGUUGAUGGUGGACAAAGUGUCCAGUCCACGCAAUUCUCCCAAGAAGCCUUCAAAGAUGUCGAGUCCUGGAAAGAUGCCAGUCCCAUCUCCGGGCAGGAAGUCGAGUCAGAGUAGCCCUGUCAGAUCUUCCAUUAUCAAAAGCCCCUCUAAGAAGGAAGAAGCCACCAUCGUUCACGACUCAUCCAGCGCAGAAACAAGCAGCGAAGAAAACAUUCCGAUCAUAGAAAUGGAAACCAGCAGUGAGGAAGACAUCUUGGUCAAAAGGGAGCCGAGUAGCGAGGAAGAUAUUUCGCGGAAAAGGAAGUUGGCAGCUAUUCCUGCCUCUCCGAAGAAAUUGGACAAAGAACAGCAGCCCGUGGUGAUUGAAGUAUCGUCAGGCAGCGACUCCGAUAUUGAGCCUUCCAUAGACAUCCUAGAGGACGACGAGGCUGAGCUUCCAAGUAUCGACGUCAAGCUGGCCACAAAUAUGAACGACCUCCCUUCCUCAGCCAAGCGAUCGCCCUCGCCGAAAAGCCUGAAAGCAGAUCCUAUCAAGCCUGAGGUAGUUCACAAGGAAGAGCCACCACUAUUGGUUCAGGCUAGCAAGCGCAAGCGCUCUGCCACCGAGGAUUGCAAAGACGAAGAGCGCGAGAGGAAGAGGUUCAAAAAGGAGGCCAAAAAGAUCAAGAAAAGGGAGAAGAAGAUCGCCGCGCUACAGGAGAAGAGAAAGAAGUAUGCGCUCGAGGAGGCUCACCGCCGUGCGUUAGAGCUCGAGAUGGUCGUAUCGUCGCCUAUCAAACGGGAGUCAAGUAUUGCGCCUGGCGAGGAAGCCGACGAUGAUGACAGCGGCCUUGGCUCGAGUGCGUACGGCGACGAUACAAAUGGAGAUGCGGAUGCGGGCCAUGCGGGCGUCCUGUUAGAUGGAGACGAUAAGAACGACUCCUUGUCGAGCAAGGAGGCUGGGGAUCAAGGCCCUUCAUGGCGCAAGCUGAGCAAACGGCAUCUCUCGUCGCCUGAGAGCAGCCAGGACAACACUGGCCGAAACAAGGCCCAUCAUCUUCCAACCUCUACCCCGGCCAUCAUCGAAGCACAGCUACAACAGUGCGUCGAGGAGCGGUUUCACCGUAUGCCGUUUGACGACUGGGCGUUCCUCGAGAGCACACUUGGACAGGGUGCUGGGUGCGGUUACUCGCCGCUUGAAGUGCACAACCGCGUCCACUUGGACAUGGUACAUCGAGCACAACAUUCCCCGCUGCAUACAUCAGGCGAGAGACCGCUAGAAGAGACAACACAAGACAAGGAGGAAUCCGACAUGAUGCAUGCUUCACGCCAGGCUGAGGCCAUGGCUUCUACCCCCGGUCCUAUCGAGCGUUCCCAUUCUCAGCGCUCAGGAGCACCGUCGCCAAAGAAGCAUGGUAAGAGAGAGAAGAGGGUGGGGGCAAAGACUCAUCGCAGGCUGGAGAAAGAAAGGGCGAGGAAGAAGCAGCGUGAGGGCAAGGCUAACGGCCGGUACCAUCAUGACUUUCGGGGCUCGCGUGCUGGCGGCAAGAGGAAGCAGAAGCAUAGGCAGAAGGGUCACUGA